AUGAUCAUCUAUUCUGUGUCGAGAGCAUUUGAGAUUGUUCAUCAGCCGGACUAUUGUCUCGGGAAAUUGCCUUCGACGCUCAUCCCACCCGGUUCCUUGGUGCUUCUUCGGGUGUUCUAUUCUAGUUUCCUAACUUGCAGGAAGCUUCAUUACUUUAUGCAAGCUGUCAUGGACACGGUGAGGUCGAAUGGAUCCCGCUUGCACGCACGUCCGGACGUGCUUCAGCUGACAGCCAAAGACCCAGCAUGUUCUUUUAUUCAUUGGGAAGGGCCCCCGACGAUCGCAAACGAGGCUUCCCUUUGCUUUUUUUCGAGUCUUCGCCGAGAAGCACGACUCAGCCUGGGAGAUCUGACGAAUGAUGUGCCAAUAGCAUUGCUUAGACUGGGAGAAAUCAUGAGCAAAGCAAAUAAAGGGAAAGGAAAGAUCGAUAUGAUAUGA
Messenger RNA from Aspergillus costaricaensis CBS 115574, 438 nucleotides. RefSeq lists its product as uncharacterized. Bases 1 to 438 code for a protein of 145 amino acids. Lineage: Eukaryota; Fungi; Ascomycota; Eurotiomycetes; Eurotiales; Aspergillaceae. The record is from RefSeq and is a predicted model, not a curated record. The transcript is spliced from 4 exons.